Bufo bufo (common toad) is the source of this 2319-nucleotide messenger RNA. It is a transcript of the gene PSTPIP1, whose product is annotated as proline-serine-threonine phosphatase interacting protein 1. The transcript is spliced from 15 exons. Bases 313 to 1536 code for a protein of 407 amino acids. Gene Ontology annotation, biological process: actin filament polymerization. Gene Ontology annotation, cellular component: plasma membrane; actin filament; cytoplasm. Lineage: Eukaryota; Metazoa; Chordata; Amphibia; Anura; Bufonidae. The record is from RefSeq and is a predicted model, not a curated record. Gene Ontology annotation, molecular function: actin filament binding.
AACGGCAGUACAGUUCACCUACUGUCCUCCAAACUCAAACCUCUCAGCUCUCAUUUCAUCGCCUGGCACAAAGCUUUGUGAUCUCAUACGUCAAGACAUACGCGCUGUGCUCUUCCUGGCAGAUAUUGCAUACUUCUGAGACUUCUUCUUUCUAUGCAAUAGAUCAAGUUUAUCAUCUUGGUAAUUUUAGGUCGAUAGAUAUUUGUAGCUGGACUGGAGAACCUUUAGAACAUAUGCUUCUGGCAUGGCUUCAAGCUGAAUUUAACCAUCUACAUUGGAAGUAACCAUAAAAUCUACUGCGAAUGUAAAAGGAUGGCACUGUUAGCGUUUAAAGAUGCCUUCUGGUGUUCAGAUUUGAGUCUAAAUGCAGGCUAUGAAGUUAUUCUUCAGAGAUUACUGGAUGGCAGGAGGUUUUGUAAAGAUGUGGAGGACCUUCUGAAGCAGAGGGCCAUUGCAGAAGAAAAAUAUGGAAAAGAAUUAAUUCAAAUUGCAAAAAAGGCAGCAGGACUGACAGAAAUCAACAAACUACGCGAAUCCUUUGAAACUUUAAAACAACAAAUUGAGAGUAUUGGAAAUUCGCAUAUCCAGCUUGCAACAACAUUAAAAGAAGAGAUCCUCAGUUUGGAAGACUUCAGACAGAGGCAAAAGGCGCUGAGGAAAAAGUAUGAAAAUGCUAUGGAGAAACUCCAGAAGAAUAAAGUGACAAUGUACAAGAAGACCAUGGAUUCAAAGAAAAAUUAUGAGCAAAAGUGCAAAGAGGCAGAGGAAGCUCAGCAAAGCUUUGAACGUAUGGCUAUAGCCGGAAAUGCUAAGCAAGUAGAGAAGACCCAGAGUAAAGUGAAACAUUGUAAAGAAGCAGCUCAAGAUGCAGACCAAUUAUACAAGCAAAAUAUUACUUUACUGGAAAAAGCUCGACUUGAAUGGGAGACAGAACAUGUUAACACCUGUGAGGCAUUUGAACAGCAGGAGAACGACCGGAUCAGUAUACUGCGCAACUCCCUCUGGGUUCAUUCCAACCAGUUUUCCAUGCAGUGUGUGAAGGAUGACGAGAUGCUGGAAGUUGUCAGACAAAGUUUGGAAGAAUGUGAUGUGGAAGCUGAACUUAAUUUCUUUAUUCAGGCCAAAACCACAGGAAGGAUUCCACCUGACCCUGUGUUCUAUGAGAGUUAUAGUAAUAAUGGAAUUAGCCCUCAUACCAACAGCAGUAAAGUGAUGAAAAGAAUUUCUAACCUCCUGCAUGGCUGUGGUGGAAGUACCAAGAACCUAUCAGAUGUGAACAUCUGUCCGUCCUCCGUGACAGGGGAUUCAGAAUAUGCCAGUGUAUCCAUAGUUCCUAGAGAAGACCCCACUGAGCUGGACACAGGAUCGGCAGACUACACUGUGAUCUAUGAUUACACUGCCCAAAGCACAGAGGAACUGGAUAUUAGUGCUGGAGACGUGGUACGGGUGAUAGAAGAAGGUGAAGAUGGUUGGUGGACUGUGGAGAGAAAUGGGCAUACUGGCCUUGUGCCGGGGUCUUACCUUAACAAGCUAUGAGAGACAUUUCCAGAUAUGGAUAACGGCUAGAAAUAUGUUCUAUACUACAGACUGGGUGUUCUCUGUAAUUUUCUGAUCCAUAUUUUGUGCACAGGAUGGCAGAUAAUGUGUUUGUCCUCACUGUAAAUUAUAAAUCUAUACUGUAAACUGUAUCAUGGAGAAAUUAGCAGCCUUGUCAGAGCUGCACACAUGAAUAUAUUUUCCAUAGAAAAGUUAUCACAAAAAUUCUUAAAGAACCAUUGCUCAAAUUACUUCAGUGUGUCACUAGAGAAAUUAUAUAUGUUUGAAGGGAAUCUGCCAACAUGAAAAUGCAAACUAAUAUGCAGGCAGCAUGUUAUAGAUCAGGAGAGGCAGAGCAGAUUCUGUACACUCAGUAAAACCUAUAUUUUAUUGAUCUAAAGGUUUACUCUUUUUGAGCUAAGGAGUCAUGUUGGCAGUCUCACUCAGUGCCCUUCUCUAUAUACACAAAUACCUAUGUAGCGCAGCACCUCCGUACCUUCUUGACUCAAUUUAGGAGUUAUGCAUCAGCCAGCCUCGGGCCCCCGAUCCACAGUAGCCCACCAAUAGACGUUCAAUUAGUAGAUGGCGGCAGCAUUAUUCUCAAUCAAUUCUUUAUUCAUUCAUUAAUCCAUGAAAUAGGUACAAAAAACGACCAAUAAAAACAGCAACGUUUCGACUACUGCGUAGUCUUUAUCAAGCUUAGCAUACAUUGCUUACUCCAAACAUUUAUACCCUAUAUGCCACCCCCUUUAACUCACAUAUCACCAAUCAUACUAAACCCGC